This is a messenger RNA of Humulus lupulus (European hop), 2162 nucleotides long. RefSeq lists its product as uncharacterized. Gene Ontology annotation, molecular function: zinc ion binding. Lineage: Eukaryota; Viridiplantae; Streptophyta; Magnoliopsida; Rosales; Cannabaceae. The transcript has 8 exons. The record is from RefSeq and is a predicted model, not a curated record. The coding region runs from base 575 to 1834 and encodes 419 amino acids.
CGAGUAUAGGAAAAAAGAAGAGUGCGAGUAUGAAAGAAAUGAAAUGUGGUACCAUCUGUGUGGUGGGACCAAUGCCUGCCUCAGACAGACUUUCUCCUCUUCUUCCAAUCCAAUGUUCGUUCGAGACCAUCGUCCUCUUUCACCUCCCAAGACCCAAACCCAACUCAACUUCUGGUCUUCUUCUCCUCUCUCUCAUCCAUCUAUGAAAUAAAUAUUCAUACUUUACUUUAAAACCUUAAUAUAAUAAAGAUAACAUAUUACAGAACAUCAGACUUCAAGAACCUUAACGCCCAACAUCAGACUUCAAGAACCUUAACGCCCCCCCCCUUUGGUUGGUUGUUGCCUUACUUCCUCUCCCUCCUGGGUUGGUCUCCUUUCAUUAGCUUUGUUAGAUUAUAUAAUAUCAUUAUUCAUUGUCCUUUUUGGGUAUCUGAGGACUCCUUUAAACUUGCCACUUUCCUCAAAAUCUUUCCUUUUCUUCUGAGUUUUUCUUUUGCUGGCUUAGUACAAUAAUGCAAGCUUCUCAACCUGUCAUUAAUGGAGUUGCAGAAUCAAAUUUUCAGUAAUUUGCUUGAUGCAGGCUGAUUCACAGAAUGUGGAACCAAACAAGGCAGAGGUACUAGAGCCUGGACCAAGUGGGAGGCGCCCAGAUAUUUCGCUUCAAAUACCCCCUAGACCUGUAGCUUUUGGCAGUAGUCGGAGCGGGAAGGGUUUGCUACAGUCUCAAGGUUCUGCUAAAAAUAGUUCUUCAACAGGAGGUUUCUUACGAGCUUUAAGCUUCAAGAAGAAAGGUGUUGUACCAGAGGGUGAGAGAAGUUCUCUCCUCAACUCAGACACCGACACCCAAAGAGCUCCUGAAAGUCCCAUCCUAGCCAACUUGAAGUCUGUAUUUUCUUGGCAACGAUGUACUUCACUUCCUGUUAGACAGGAAUCAAAAUUAUUUCCUUCUGCUGCCACACCUCUUUCAGCAAGAAUGUCUAAUGAGCGGCCUAAACCACAUAAAGAAGAAGACAAGGCUACAGUUUCAAGGUCCCUGUCUGUUCCUGGGAGAAACAUGGUUAUAGUAAGAUCUGUAUCGUUUGCUACUCGUAAUGAGCCAAGCAUACCAGAUCCUAGCGACGAUCAAAUUAGUCCAGCGCCAAUGGAUGAAGAAGAUGAAGAGAUUCCUGAAGAGGAAGCAGUGUGCAGGAUUUGUCUUGAUGAAUGUGAUGAAGGGAAUACACUCAAAAUGGAAUGCAGUUGCAAGGGUGCCCUCAGGCUUGUACAUGAAGAGUGUGCCGUAAAGUGGUUUAGUUCAAGAGGAAGCAAGAGAUGCGAGGUAUGUCAGCAUGAGGUUAAGAAUUUACCUGUGACAUUGCUUCGCAUGCCGAGCUCCGUUCAAAGGAGUAACAGGCGGGAGCGCACUCAACAGAAUCCAGAUUCAGAAUCACUAAGUGCUUGGCAGGACUUGGUAAUACUCAUCUUAAUUAGCACAAUAUGCUAUUUCUUCUUCUUUGAGCAGCUACUGAUCCAUGACAUGAGAAGUCAAGCAAUUAUUGUUUCAGCUCCAUUUGCUUUUACACUAGGCAUUUUGGGAUCCCUUUUUGCAGUUAUCUUAGCAAUCAAGGAAUAUAUAUGGACAUAUGCAGCUCUUGAGUUUGCCCUUGUUGCCAUUAUAGUGCACUUCUUUUACACUCUGCUUCAUCUGAACGCUAUAUAUGCAUUAUUACUCGCUUCAAUUAUGGGUUUUGGGAUAGCAAUGGGAGUGAACUCAUUGUAUAUUAAGUAUUUUGCUUGGAGGGUUAGUGCUGGUGGAAACGCUAAUCCAGCUGGUGAAAACACUAAUCCUGUUUAACUGAAAUUCAAGCACAAUCCAGAUUAGUGGUUAUUUUGAACCAUCGAUUAUGAGAAUUAUUAUACUUGUUAAUCAUGUAGGAAGAUAUGCCGUUUUACCAAGUAAAGCUGUGAAAUCUUUUUGUAGUAUCAAGAGUUAAGCUUGUACAUGAGAAACUAUCAAUUAUAUAAAAGUGAAUAAUGUUCAAUGAAAAAAAAAAUACAUACUAUAUGAGUCAUUUACUAUUUUAGAAUGCAUUUUCAGUGGAACAUUACUAUUUCAUUUAUAUGACAAAGUUCGUCUUUAAAAAAGCAUUAUUCCAAAAAUAAAGAUUUACUUGUUAUGCAUU